AGGUACACCGAAGUACCCAGACCUUGAAACCUACUGUGAAAAGGUGGAACUGGAGAAGUACGACGCCUUUCUUAUUCUGACCAUGAAGCGUUUUACCGAAAACGACCGUUUGCUGGUCGAAAAAGUGGAAUCACUCAACAAGUCGUUCUUUUUUAUACGCACGCAUAUCGAUGCGGACUACUUGAGCCAAAAGCGAAAGAAAUCGUUCGACGAACAAACAAUGCUUCAAACAAUCAGGGAAGAUUGUUUGGAAAAAUUGAAAGGCACAGAAACCGGACAUGAUGCGGUGUUCCUGAUCAGCAACCUUUACCCGGCCAAGUGGGACUUCGCUCGUCUUACACAGGCCAUCCUUGAUGUCCUGCCGUACCGUCAAAGAGAGUGCCCCACGUUGCCGUUGUUGAAAAGAAAACCGCAACUCCUACGAGGUAAAUACGAGAAGCACACAAGGUUGUCCCAGCAAUGUUUAUGACUGCAAAAUUUUUAUGUGUAACUUUUUCCAGUAAUUAGUUUCUUUUUAACUUUUAAGCAUCUAACCGUAACUAGUUAAAAAAUGGUAUCUAAUUAUAAGCUAACAUUUCUAAUUGCUGACUGUUACAUAACCAACUGCUGCUUAUCCUAUAAGAUGCCAAAAGAAGUAAUCAUGGAUUAAUGCGAGUCAAUGCGAGUUUGGGCGAUUUUAGGCGAUUUAAGGGAACUUCGGUCAAUUUUAACCGCGAUUUAAUGCGAUUCUAGGGAAUGUAAGGCGAGUUAAGAUCCUAGAAUAGGCUUGUUUUGGGGCCAUGUUCUUUAAAACGAAAGUUUGGUUUUGAAAGAAAAUGUGGUCAAUAGUUUAAAGUUUGAAAAUUAAAUUAUGUAACUAACCUUAGGGUUUCUGCUUUGUUUUUUCUGUUUAGAAGUUCGAUGGGCAGAAAGGUCAAAAAAGCACCGUUCAAAACUGUCAGAAUUUGUGGAAGGUUUGGAAACCAAUCCAUCAAAGGCAACGAGAAUUGGAGUGUAUCUCGUUUGUUUUGAUGAUAAAUUUAGCAUUGGCCAAGGAAGUGACGGAACAAAAAUUUACGUUGGAUUAUCGGAUGAUGGCUAUGAAGUGGCCAUAAAGUCCAUUGAAAAAUGUGUGCAAAUGGGCGGCAAUGAGAAAAAUAUCUUAAAUUUUCCAAAGGUCCGAAACAAAAAACACAUUGUCAAGUAUCGCUUUUACCAAUCAUUUGGUUCUACGAAAGCUUACUUAGUUAUGGAUUUACAUGAAGAAAGUUUACGGGAUUAUGUUCUGAACAAGGAACGUUCUUUAGAACAGUUAAGAAAGGAGGGUCCAAGAAUAAUUCGUCAAAUUCUCUAUGGUGUAAGAACUCUUCAUUGCAGCAAUCCCGAAAUGCACCAUCGGGAUUUGAAACCAUCGAAUAUUCUUGUGAACGUGGAAGGUGAGAUGGUGCUCGCUGAUUUCGGCAUUAGUCGAUUAUUACCAAAAGAUGCAACUACGUACCAGAGUGGUGUCAGUGGAACUGAAGGGUGGAUGGCAGCGGAAUCACUUCCAAAUGAAGAUGACGACGAAGAUUAUUUAUCUCACGAAGUUAUUCAAGUUCGUUAUAAGAAACAAUCUGACAUUCAGGUUGUUGGAAUGCUAUGUUACUAUGUUUUGACCAAAGGAAAACAUCCAUACGGUAAACGAGUUCAUCGAACUAGUAAUAUAUCACAAGGACAUAUUGAUUUGGAGGAUUUAAGUGAUCCGUGUGCAAGAGAUCUUAUUACAUGGAUGCUUCAACAUGAUCCUGCAGAACGACCUGACGUCCAUCAAUGUCUGAAACAUCCAUACCUUCGAACGGCAGAAGAAAAUUUCAAUUUACUCGUAAGUGCUGGUAACGAGAAAGAAAUUAAAACCAGGGAUGCGACGUCAAUUGUUGUUCAAGAACUAAAUAAGUUGCCAGUUUUUACCAACUGGUUAUCAAUGAUUGAAGUUUGUGUAAUGAAUUAUAUGACUGCACAUAGAUAUCCGUAUACAAACGAGCCGGCAGAUCUAUUGAGAUUCAUUCGAAACACAGCAGCCCACUGGCACGACAAGACACCACCUGCAAAUGUCCAGAACACCGUAGUUGCACCACAAGAAUAUUUUGAAAGAAAAUUUCCAACACUUCCUGUUGAACUACAUCGAAUCAUCAGACAACAUUUUGACUGGGAAACAAGGGUGAAAUAUUUUUAAGACUGCAUUGUUUACUCUACAAGUCUAUUUCUGGCAUUAGUCUAGUGGAAAAACUUUGCAGAUCGAAGCCUCGUCGAAAACGUAGCUUAGGUUUUACCACAGAAACAAAAUUAACUAAUUAUAGGUACAUAUUUUUAAUUAAGCAAUAAUUUACAUACUAUAAUGCUGUAGUUUUUAUUCUACCUGCAUGUGAUGUGCUAGCCUGCGUGCAGCCCCAGACUACUGCACGCAGGCUAGUGAUGUACGCGUUUACACCAUUACACUAUUUUUUUGAGACUGGCUCACUUUGGC
Messenger RNA from Paramuricea clavata, 2482 nucleotides. NCBI's taxonomy places the organism in Eukaryota, Metazoa, Cnidaria, Anthozoa, Malacalcyonacea, Plexauridae. The record is from the annotation of a GenBank genome assembly.